GGGCUUUCCGGGGCGGGGAGCGCCGCGCCGCCAUGCCCGCCGCCCCGCUCGGCCCCGGCGCGGCCGCCCGGCCGAGGCGCGGGGCGCUGCGGGCCCGCUAGGCCCCGUCCGCCGGGAGGAGGGCUUUCCGGGGCGGGGAGCCGCCGGUGCGGCGGAGGGCGCGGGCAGGGGCCUGCGGCGAUGGCGACCGCCUGGCCCUGGCUGCUGCUGUGGCUGGGGGCGGCCACCCUGCGCGCCCGCCCGACCCCGCCGCGUAUCCGGCUGCCGCUACGGGGAGGCGCCGGCCCGCCGCCGGGUCUCCGGGCCCGCCGGGCACCGGAGGAGGCCGAGCGGGCCGGCAGCUUCGUGGAGAUGAUCGACAACCUGCGCGGCAAGUCCGGGCAGGGCUACUACGUGGAGAUGACGGUGGGCAGCCCCCCGCAGAAGCUGAAUAUCCUGGUGGACACCGGGAGCAGUAACUUUGCUGUGGGAGCUGCGCCUCACCCCUUCCUCCGGCGAUACUACCAGCGGCAGCUGUCCAGCACCUACCGCGACUUGCGGAAAGGUGUGUACGUGCCCUACACCCAGGGCAAGUGGGAAGGGGAACUGGGCACUGACCUUGUCACCAUCCCCCACGGCCCCAACGUCACCGUCAGAGCCAACAUUGCUGCCAUCACGGAGUCGGACAAAUUCUUCAUCAACGGCUCCAACUGGGAAGGGAUCCUGGGGCUGGCAUAUGCCGAGAUUGCCCGGCCCGACGACAGCCUGGAGCCCUUCUUUGACUCCCUGGUGAAGCAGACCCGGGUGCCCAACAUCUUCUCCCUCCAGCUUUGUGGGGCAGGCUUCUCGCCCAACGAGACGGAGGCCCUGGCGUCGGUGGGAGGCAGCAUGAUCAUUGGUGGCAUUGACCACUCGCUGUACGUGGGUGACAUCUGGUACACGCCUAUCCGGAAGGAGUGGUACUACGAGGUCAUCAUCGUCAAGCUGGAAGUCAACGGGCAGGACCUCAACAUGGACUGCAAAGAGUACAACUACGACAAGAGUAUCGUGGACAGCGGGACCACCAACCUCAGGCUGCCAAAGAAGGUGUUUGAGGCUGCGGUGAAAUCCAUCAAAACAGCUUCGUCGACGGAGAAGUUCCCGGACGGCUUCUGGCUGGGGGAGCAGCUGGUUUGCUGGCAGGUCGGCACCACCCCCUGGCACAUCUUCCCCGUCCUAUCCCUCUACCUGAUGGGGGAGGCCACCAACCAGUCCUUCCGGAUCACCAUCCUGCCCCAGCAAUACCUGCGCCCGGUGGAAGAUGUGGCCACCUCUCAGGACGACUGCUACAAGUUUGCCAUCUCCCAGUCCUCCACAGGCACUGUCAUGGGCGCCGUUAUCAUGGAGGGCUUCUACGUGGUCUUCGACCGUGCCCGCAAGCGCAUCGGCUUCGCCGUCAGUGCCUGCCACGUGCACGACGAGUUUCGGACAGCCGCCGUGGAGGGACCCUACCUGCACUCCAACAUGGAGGACUGCGGCUACAACAUCCCACAGACGGACGAGUCCACCCUGAUGACCAUCGCCUACGUCAUGGCAGCCAUCUGCGCCCUCUUCAUGCUGCCCCUCUGCCUCAUGGUGUUCCAGUGGCGCUGCUUUCACUGCCUGCGGCGGGACCACGACGACUUCGCCGAUGACAUAUCCUUGCUGAAGUGACGGCAGAGCGUGGGGGCAGCCCCGGGGGCCACAGCUGAGGCAGCGGGGCAGGGAGAGGUAGGUCCUUUCUCUGGGGGCUGGAGCGUGGAGGCAGGGCAGCAGUGUGGGGAGCUCGGACCCUCAGCCCAGGCUCUCCUGGCCCUGGGGGACUCGGUGCCCGGCAGGGCUGGCGGGCUGGGAGCAGCCAUGGGAGCCCCAGGCCCGGGCACAGGACACCUGCCUGAGCCGAGCUCCAGAGUUCCCAUCUCGGGAGCCUCCCGUCCCCAGCCCCGGGCUUUUCAGAGACAGCCACGCAGGGCCAGCCUGGGGCUGCCCGGACAGGAGCAGCCAGAGGCAGGGGUUUCCCUCCCAUCCUUCUGCUUCCCCCGUACAAGUCUCGCUCCAGCGUUUCCCAUGGCAUUUCCCCUGCCCUCCCAAACCGUCCUUCCGCUGCUGCCAGCCCCAGGACUCCCUGUGCCCACCCUGCCCUCCCGCUGGCCUCCCGGGACAGGCAGGAGCAGGCACCCAUCCUCUCCCUGCUCCAUUUUCGCUCGCCACGUCCCUUUUGGGGACAGGAAACUGCCUCGCCUCCGUUCCAGCAGCAGCGGCGCCUGCCACGGAGAAGCUGGUGGCUGCUGCCCUCCUGUCCCCGGAUAAACAGCCUCCCGGCUCGGGGACAUUGGCACUUGCCCCCACGGGCUGUGUGGGGAGGGAAAGAAGCGGCAUGUCCCCCCUCCGAGCACCAGGCAGCCCACUACGCGCAGAAACCGCGUGCCAAGAGAGCGCGAAGUACCCAACCCCAGUGCCGGCCACUCCCCGGCCCACCCGCGCCCGUUUGAAAGCCAUAGGGGAGCCAGCGCCAGGCUCGGCCGGCUCCCGCCCGCAGACCCUGCCCUGCCUCACCGCCGGCGAGUCCCACGGCGGAUCCUCCCCGCUCGCUCCACGAGUCUGUGCGUCUUGGCCGGACCCCGGCUCCUGCUCCCACGGCGUGAGACACCCUGGCAGCUCAGGGGCUGCGGGGACUGCAGCAUUUCUUAUUUUUUAAACACACGGUUCUAUUUAUUUCAGGUUUUGUUUUUUUUUUUUUUUAUAAUGCAAGUCACUGGUAGUGCAGCUGUGCAGAAUCAGAGCGUGUAUAUAGCAGGUCCCACACCGUGCACGGGUGUACAAGUAACGGUCGCUUCUCACCUGUACAAGAUACACAUAUAUCUAUAUUUUUAAUUCUAGCGCUGAAAGCCACUGUUCCAAACCCGACAUUAGAGGGUUUGGUCCUGUUUUGUUUUGGGGUUUUUUUAAAUACUUUCAGCCCUCCGCUCAGUCCUAGGGCCUCGGCCACAACCCAAGGCCAGGGCUCGCUCAGCAGUGGUGUGCUCGGGUGGAAGCACUUUAUGGAUCAGGGGUGGCCUGAGUUGGUUUCGGAGGAGGUGGUGACAGUGACGGAGGGAUGCAGGAGGCGGGCAGGGCCAGAGCACACAGAGCAGUGGUUCAUGAGCCAAAAGGACCUCCACCGCAGGCUCACUGCCUCCCUUCCCCUGGGCAGACGCUCUCGAGCUUGCAGGCAGUUGAUCAUGCUGUACUUCCUUACUUCUCUGCCUCCAACCUGGACAGGAAAGUCCUUCCUUUCAAACACCAAGAUCCGCUAAUUAAAAGGCAACGUUCCUCCACAAGCAAAAGAGGGGGCUGCCUGCGGCGCGGGGGCCGAGCUGGCAGCUGCCCAGUGGAGGCAUGUGCAAGAGCCCAGCCACUGCUUCACCUGGGGACAGGGGCUGGGGGCUGGAGCGCUGCGGGUCUGCAGUAAUCGCCAAGCAUAAAGCUUGUUAACUAAACCCUGCGGUUAAGUAUUUCUUUGAAAAAGCAGUGAGGCAGCCAGCGCGCACGGGAAGAGGAGGAAACCCACACCGUGUAGGAGAGGCAAGCCAGGCACCGCUGCAGCAGCCCGGUACACGCACCCCUCCGCUGUCCCACUUCACUACUAGCACCCUCGCAAGUAGCAUCCCCUUCCCCUACCUUGCUCUGAAACGGCAAGCACCCAGCGAUUCUGCUUCGGCGCAGGAGGGCAACGUUACAUGAUUGCAGCGUGCGCGCAGACCUCCGCACCCUCGUGCCUGCCCAGGAUGCCCCCCUCCCCAGGAUCCCAGAGACUCUGUUGUGGACCACUGCCUUAAAAUGCUGGCAAGCGUGUGCGUGCGUGCAUGUAGAAAGAUUCAGACAGCGGCCAAAUUCAGGCAUGCUGCGCCCCGGAAGCGCUUGCCCUGACCGACCCCAAGGUGUAGGUGCCUCCAGCAGCGCGGAAUUCGUGCCACAGACUGCAAGUAAGGGGGAAAAAAUUUCUAGAGAGUCAGUGCAAGAUUUUAAGUGGGGCCGAGCACCUAGUAAUCCCACCGAAAUCCACAGAGAAAGCGCUGGCGCCUCAGCCCAUGCUUUAGGAGAAAGGACAGGAGAGGGGAAAGUAGGAACUGCAACAGGUUGGUUGGUUAUCCUGAGCUGCAGCGCAGCUGAAUCCGUUCACUCCUGAGCGCUCUCUCCCCAGGGCCCAGAGUUAGAGCAGGGAACACCGGGUCAAGGCGUGUGCGGAACUCUGCCCCACAGGAGGGGGACGGGGACGGUUACUGCAGGCCGUCGCUGUAGGCUCCAGUACUCUGUAACCCAUUGUCUAUGUAAGAACGAUGAAUGUUAACACGGUAAAUUAUUAUUACAUUAAAAAAAGACCACAAAAAAAAUGCUCUUCAUCUGUGACCUGUUCACUGCCAAGAGGGGAGCUACUGGGUGAGCACCCACAGCGCCAGAUGGACACAGCAGGGGGCCAGGCACAGGGCGGUGAGGUAUCCCGCCAAGGGGAAUGGUUUGCGGCAAGUGUGGAGCUGCCGGAAGCACUGGCCCCGGAGAAGGAGCCAUGGGAAGCUAAGCGGGAAGAGGCAGUUACAGCAGCCACCAGCAUCCUGGCAAGCAGGUUAUGCUUUAACUCUCAUUCACAAGGAAGCCAGCAAGGCUGCGAGCUAAGAAAUAAGGAGCAGCACCAGAUCACUGCAUAAUAUACACACUUUAUUUAUGAAUUUGUAUGUAUACAGACUUUCUAUACACACAUUACCUAUAUAAUAAAAAUGUACAUGUGUAUACAUGGUCGUAUAAAUAUAGAACUGUAGAAAUCUUA
Aquila chrysaetos chrysaetos is the source of this 4801-nucleotide messenger RNA. RefSeq names its product beta-secretase 1 (gene BACE1). Gene Ontology annotation, biological process: membrane protein ectodomain proteolysis; amyloid-beta metabolic process. Bases 181 to 1671 code for a protein of 496 amino acids. The record is from RefSeq and is a predicted model, not a curated record. The transcript is spliced from 9 exons. Gene Ontology annotation, molecular function: aspartic-type endopeptidase activity. Lineage: Eukaryota; Metazoa; Chordata; Aves; Accipitriformes; Accipitridae. Gene Ontology annotation, cellular component: trans-Golgi network; membrane; endosome.